This is a messenger RNA of Lytechinus variegatus (green sea urchin), 2539 nucleotides long. RefSeq names its product carbohydrate sulfotransferase 1-like. NCBI's taxonomy places the organism in Eukaryota, Metazoa, Echinodermata, Echinoidea, Temnopleuroida, Toxopneustidae. The transcript is spliced from 2 exons. Bases 366 to 1943 code for a protein of 525 amino acids. Gene Ontology annotation, molecular function: N-acetylglucosamine 6-O-sulfotransferase activity. The record is from RefSeq and is a predicted model, not a curated record. Gene Ontology annotation, biological process: N-acetylglucosamine metabolic process; sulfur compound metabolic process.
GGUAUCCCUGCUGCACGCACACAUUUUGAGUCGUGUGGUCCGUUCGUUCAAAAGCACAGGUCAUCCGACCACAAGCACGUUCCCAGAGACGAAGGCUAAUCACUACGUUCCCGACUCAGCUCAGGGAGAGGUCAUCAGCAGCGGGGGCCUAAAUGUUUCUCGUGCUCGCUCCUCAAAUACAGUGUAAAGAUAUGAUGCUGUAGCUCAUGCGAUAUAUAGCAUGGUAACAUUCCACCUCUAGUUCUGUCAAAACGGAUAGCACGGUGAACAUGGUGAAGAAGAAGAGCGAGAGACAAUUUUGAGAUAUAUCUUCUCGUUAACAUUUCUUAGAGCACAAGCUGUGGAGAAACUUUCAUCAAGUUUCGAUGAAUGGUAUUCUACGACUUACCACGAUGAUGUCACGGAAAAGGAGAUGCUGCUAUGUCUUCACGGCUCUCGCGUUCACCUGUGCAUGCUCAGUGGUAUUUCCACCGCGUGACAUGCGAUCGGUGUUCACCGACUACUUGACGCGCACCCAUGGGGAGACGCGGAGGCUUCUGCAGAACAAUGUCGUGAAAUCGGCUUCCACUGCGGAAAUUCGGGAAGUACCAAAGAAGGAAGCGAGUAAGAACGAGAAGGAGAAGUACCGAGUGCCGAUCUUUUGGGACGACGGCGAGUUCAUGAAUGAUGACGAGCUCGAGAAAGAUGAUGAUCGUAGAGAUGAAGAGAAAGGGCACGUGGUCGAAGCAAAGAGUGCGCUAACUGAACCUCACGUAGAAAGGAACAAUAGUACCAACGUCGGCAGUGGUGCCAAAGACUCGGUUAAGUCGAACCAAAGUAAAAAUAUACCUGGUAAGACACAAAAAAUAAAUGUUUCAAUGAAUGACGGGACGAUGGCGGUCCUUGAUUACAAAAUGUCUCAGUUCCAGACAGUUAAGUCAGCGGUUAAAUCUCAGAGUGAAGAAACAGGUGAAACAAAUGAGACUACUAACAGGGUCCUUCCCGUUCACCUCCUGAUCGUAACCCAAAGAAGAUCAGGCUCGAGCUUCUUGGGACAGAUCUUCAACCAGAAUCCCUGGGUCUUUUUCCACUUUGAGCCCCUGAAACUUCUUGAGAUCAAGAAACGUAUUUAUCCUAAUGCUUCAUAUCUUCUCCAGCAUUUACUAAAGUGUCGUUUUGACAAGACUCCUUACCUAACCGAUUUCUAUAACAAUGAAACGCUGCAUAGAAUGUCGAGUAAAGUGCUAUGUUCACCUCCCCUAUGUAUGACAAAUGUGGAUUACAAUAGUAUGAGGUCUAGCACCGUCAAGAAAUGCAAUCCUCUUGAUCCCAAGGCAAUGGCCAGCCUAUGCAACCUACACCCACACAAAGUUGUGAAACUCAUUCGUCUAUAUAGCGUCGAAUCUCUAACGCCUUUGCUAAAAGACAAAAGUAUAAACCUUAAAAUCAUCCACCUCUUGCGCGAUCCAAGAGGGACGCUGUCUUCGAGAUCGAAGGAGAAUCACACGAGCACCAAAGAACUUUCCUUGGGCAAUACUCUCACUCAUGAUGCUACAUAUAUCUGCCGUAGGAUGAAACGCAACUUUAACUUUGUCCAAAAGAACCCGGAACUUCUUCGGGAUCGAUACCUCAGGAUCAGGUACGAGGACAUAGCUACCGAUCCUGAGGGUUGGACCAGGGAUCUUUACAAAUUUGCAGGAAUAGGGGAUGUCCCGGGAAAUGUGUAUGAUUGGAUCCAGCAAAAUACACACGAAAGCACUUCGGAGGAUGCGCGUGACAUUUAUUCUACGCACAGGAACUCUUCGGCCAAUGCGCAGGCGUGGCGCCAUCACGUGACGUUCCCAGUGGUCAGUGAGAUUCAAAACCAUUGUGGUGGCGUGAUGGAGGAGGCGGGUUACAGGCUAGUCAAAGAAGCUUCUGACCUGCAAAGGACUAAUUUAAGUUUUGUUUCCCCAAUUACGUGAUGUUUAUUCACGAAUAACUCGUCACGAAUCUGUGACAUCUUGUAUGUACGAUGCAAUAAUAGUAUGUGAUGAUCAUGACAUUUUUUAAAUGAUUUUUUUUAAAAAUUAUGGCGGGCUCGUUGUAGGGCUUCCGGUUGUGCGGGGUGGGUACAUGGUUUAAUAUUAGUGAUAAUGUUUUGUUUCGGGUUUUUUUUUUGGGGGGGGGGGGGUGGGGUCAUCAUUAUUUUUUUCACAUCUCCCUAUGUGUUGUAUGUAUUUAUUCAUUAUAGUUAUUUCGUUUCACUCAUUGUUCGUUUUGCAAGGGAGGGGCAAGGAACGGGGCACACGUUGUGAAUAAUGCCAUUGGCAUGCUAGUUGAUUAACCAGACAUUUUUUUUACAAUUUAUUUGAAUUGUCAAACAGCUUUUGCGUGGGUUGCGUCGUUGUCGGGGAUGAAUAAAAACCUUUGAGAUUUUCUUAGUACAGUCUCAAAGCCACCCCCUAGUCAUUUAUUUCAUUUUAUGGGGUAGGUUUAUUCUUUAUAUGCAAAUAUGGAGUGCGUGUUAUUAUCUUGUGACCAAUUUUACUCUCCGUUUUCAAAACAAAAUAAGUUUUAU